GUAUUCGAACUAAAGGCAGUCCAGUUAGCUGAGAAGCUGCUCCCUGCCUUUAAUACCCCCACAGGAAUUCCCUGGGCCAUGGUCAAUCUUAAGAGUGGCGUUGGUCGUAACUGGGGUUGGGCGUCGGCGGGCAGCAGCAUCCUGGCUGAGUUUGGGACUCUUCAUAUGGAGUUUGUACAUCUCACCUAUCUGACUGGGAAUCCUGCCUACUACCAGAAGGUGAUGCACAUCCGGAAGCUGCUAGCCAAAAUGGAUCGACCCAACGGGCUCUACCCGAACUACCUGAACCCCCGUACAGGCCGCUGGGGCCAACAUCACACCUCAGUUGGAGGACUUGGGGACAGUUUUUAUGAGUACCUGCUGAAGGCAUGGCUCAUGUCAGACAAGACAGAUACAGAGGCUCGGAAGACCUACGAUGACGCCCAUCGAGGUACAGCCAUUGAGCGCCACCUGAUACGCAAAUCCAACGGUGGUCUGACAUUCAUUGGUGAGUGGAAGAACGGCCACCUGGAGAGGAAGAUGGGCCACCUGGCGUGCUUCGCCGGCGGCAUGUUUGCGCUGGGCGCCGACGGCUCGCCCGACGACAAGGCUGGGCACUACCUGCAGCUGGGGGCAGAGAUCGCGCACACCUGCCACGAGUCCUAUGACAGGACAGUGCUGAAGCUCGGCCCGGAGGCCUUUAAAUUCGACAGUGGCCUGGAGGCGGUGGCUGUGCGGCAGAAUGAGAAGUACUACAUCCUGCGGCCGGAGGUCAUUGAGACCUACUGGUACAUGUGGAGAUUCACCCACGAUCCCAAAUGGCAGUGGGGCUGGGAGGCAGCACAG
Messenger RNA from Lates calcarifer (barramundi perch), 825 nucleotides. RefSeq names its product mannosyl-oligosaccharide 1,2-alpha-mannosidase IB-like. Gene Ontology annotation, cellular component: Golgi membrane; endoplasmic reticulum; extracellular exosome. The record is from RefSeq and is a predicted model, not a curated record. Gene Ontology annotation, biological process: carbohydrate metabolic process; N-glycan processing. Gene Ontology annotation, molecular function: mannosyl-oligosaccharide 1,2-alpha-mannosidase activity; calcium ion binding. NCBI's taxonomy places the organism in Eukaryota, Metazoa, Chordata, Actinopteri, Centropomidae.